CGCACUCCGCGUUAGCUCUCACUGCAGCGACACCGCGCGCCGCGAAACCUUUGCUCAAAAGGCACCGCUACGCCCUCAAAACGCGACUGCACCUGCUUUGGAGAGGGAUUUCUAGUGUGUUACAGGCCGCUAGCUCACGCCGCAGUCGAAAACAGUGUUAAGUACGUUGCAUUGGCGCCGCAGCAAUGCUCCUCAAGCGCCUCUGGCCAGGCAUGAUGGCCGCGGCACCGCUACAGCCGCUCACUCACACCACCUCGCUCUGCAUCGUGCCACCCGACGACUCACCGGAGUGGCGCGCUGUGCAAGCGACGCGUCUCGAGAUGCGCGACGCCGGCAUUUAUCGCUGGCCGCCGCACUGCAACCUGAUCUAUCCAUUUGCGGCGAAACCGCGGCUGGCUGCUCGUGACGUGCGCCGCGCGUGUGCUGCGAUAGAGCCGUUCCGCCUGCGGCUGACGGCUUACGGCACCUUCGGCGGCGCGAAACGCGGCGUACUAUGGCUGCGGCCCGACGUCGUCGGCGGCGACACCGAUGCGCUCGCCACGCUGCAGUCUACGUUGUGUGAAACUUUGGGCUACGAGACGCCGGCGGCGCGGAAGCGGUCGCUGCCGUUCGUGCCACACUUUACCUUGGCGCACUUUGACUCGCUCGCCGCCGCAGCGGCCGCGGGCGACGCGCUGACGUUUGAGCCCGUGGAGUUCGACGUCGAUGCGGUGCACCUGCUGGAGCGAGAAGGGCACCAGGGCCAGUUCGAGAUCGUGGAAAAGGUGCCCCUGGGC
Pelagomonas calceolata is the source of this 776-nucleotide messenger RNA. The record is from the annotation of a GenBank genome assembly. Lineage: Eukaryota; Pelagophyceae; Pelagomonadales; Pelagomonadaceae.